AUGGCUACAGCAGCGUUUGGAGCCAACGAACCGGCCUCCUCAAACGGCGUCCCCGAAGCGCUUGAAGAAUCCACGACAACGCUUGGCGCAGAAGAAUCAGGCGCAAACUACCCAUGGAGCAACCAAAAUGGUACCUGGCGCCGUAAGCUAGGCUCUAUGGAGUCAUUCUACCAAAGUUUGGCUUCUCCCGAAGGCCAGCCGGUACACUGGAUGAUUGGAUGCAGCGUGACAAUUAAAACGCAUGUCGACACCGUUGACACGGAGACUUCUCUCCGAGAAGCUUGGAAAAGUAUACUACGCGAGUUGCCUUGCGUUGGCGCCGUCGUGGACCCUGUCUCACGGGAGAUUGUGACCCGCGAAGAUGUCGAUGUAGGGGAAUGGCUGCGGAAGUCCUUCCGAGUUCACGAGGGAACAACCGCAGAUGAACUCUUCUCAGCCUUCAGGAGCCAGUUCCACAUCACGCUCCAUUAUCUACGUGAUACAAAUCAGCUUCUGCUCCAGUCACCCCAUACCCUUAUCGAUGGGCGCGGGAUGUUGUAUCUGUAUCACGCCUUGUUCACGGCACUGUCAACUCUGCCGGGCGACGGCUCUCAGGAGCACAAGACGACUGAAACACCAAAACUUUCAAAGCCAUUUGAUGAUUGGUUAGGAGUCCCGGCCGUUCCAUCUGAGAAGAGCUUUGCCGAUGCCCAGUGUAUAUUCCAGCGGGUCUUGCAGCAAGAAAAGCCGAUCCGGUUGCCCGGGGUCGACUUUACAAACGCUCCUCAAAGACCAGUUCACAGAGAUCUUGAGGUGGACGAGAAGACCACUUCUUCUAUCAUUGGCGCAUGCAAAGAACGAGGUAUCAGUGUCACUUCGGCCUGGCACGCUGCGCUUGCUUUGACGACGCAGAGAAUACAGUCGACAGCUGGCGAGGAGGGCGCCUCCUACGUCCAGUUCACCACCAUCGACCUCCGUCGUUAUUUUCCCUCCUCUUUCGUCCCACAUAAGCACUCUAUCGGGUCUCUCCAGACGGCCCUGCCUCUCGCAGCUGACGUCGGCAAGGACAAUACUUUCGAGUCUCUAAGCCAGUCCUUGCACAAGCAGUACAAGGCCCCUUUCGCUUUCGUCGAUAAUGAUUUCAGCUACCUUGGCCCUUACAUGGCCAUGUCUCGGCAGAUUCUCGAAAGCGGCGGCGUGCCGCCCAGUAGUACGCCGUCACUGUCUAGCAUGGGAGUCGUAGACGACUAUCUCGAACGCCGAUACGGCGAUUGGGAGAUCAGCAACUUUUGGGUCAGCUCUACGAUGAUGACUGGUGAUUUUCAGAUGUAUCUGUGGACAUUCGGAGGAAAGCUCACCUUCAGUGUAUGCUACAAUGAGGCGUUCUACGAGGCGGAGCAGGUAGACCGCAUCAUGGAGGGUACCAGGGACGAAAUGCUUCGAGGCUUGACUCACGCAUAA
Molecule: messenger RNA, 1440 nt
Organism: Colletotrichum graminicola M1.001
Lineage: Eukaryota; Fungi; Ascomycota; Sordariomycetes; Glomerellales; Glomerellaceae
Exons: 2
Coding region: 1-1440 (479 amino acids)
Source: RefSeq, a predicted model, not a curated record